This is a messenger RNA of Emericellopsis cladophorae, 759 nucleotides long. RefSeq lists its product as uncharacterized. The transcript has a single exon. The record is from RefSeq and is a predicted model, not a curated record. Lineage: Eukaryota; Fungi; Ascomycota; Sordariomycetes; Hypocreales; Bionectriaceae. Bases 1 to 759 code for a protein of 252 amino acids.
AUGUCGUCCAAUCCGCAUUUCCCCAAGAUUCACCUGCUAUGCAGGCAAUCUACAGACGGCGACGCAUUCAAUGCGGCCCGCGAGAAGCUCAACCUGGACAAGUCCAUCGAUAUCACCAUCCACAACUGCACCCUCGCCGACCUGGACGAGAGGGUCAAAUUUGACACGGUUGUCUCGCCCGCAAACUCGUAUGGGAAACUCGAUGGCGCGUUUGAUGAUGCCAUCUCUCGCGCCUUCUCGCCUAGAGAUGACUAUGAUGCUCUGACCAGCGUCGCACAGAGGGUUUUGUACCAGCAGUGGAGGGGAUAUGCGCCGCCAGGAACGUGUACACUGGUCGAGAUCCCUCCCGAGUUCGGCACGCGCUCCCGGAACCUCUGGGGCACUAAGAGCGUAGCCUUGUGCCCGACCAUGCGUGUCCCAGCCGACGUGCGCUGGAAUCGGGAGGUUGUAUACAACUGCAUCUGGUCUCUUCUCGUCACAAUCUCCAAACACAACGACGCCAAUCCGAAUCAUAAGAUUGGAAGCAUUCUGAUGACACCGCUGGCCACCGGUGUCGGCAAGAUCAGUCCGCAGCGCUGGGCGGAACAGUGCGUGCUCGCCAUGAAGCACUUUCAGCAGGCAAUGGAGGCCCCGGAGAAAUGGAGCCAGCUCGACUGGCAAGACCUGGGGAAAAACAGUCUGGAAGUUGAGAGGACGUGGCUGAGAGAGCAGAAACCGGAGGAAAUGGUUGGUUCGUUUGGGCGUCUGAGUGAGCAGUAG